CCUAGGUGGGAAGAGGGAACCUGGAGAUCCUUGUGUAUCUCCUUCCUCUUCUGUAGUCAUCCAAGUGGCUCCCGGAUGGAAUUCCUCAGACGUCACUGCUGGGGAGGCCCCGUGCAUGCCUGAAGAAGGCACAUGCUGGACAGCAGCAUACCUGGGUCCUGGGCGGACGGGAAGUGCCAGGGAAAGAAGGAAGUUCCGAGAAGGAGAGGGAGCAGUCAGCAUGUGGGUGGGUGGGGAGACUGGAGUUCCAGCUGACCCUGUCCCAGCUGCAUCCCAGGUUUCUCAGGCACCCCCAGCCAACGCCUGCUCAGGCGUCCUGCCUCCCAGCCCCUGUAAUUAUGGCGCUUCCCCAUGUGCAGUUUGCUCUCAUUCUUGGGCUUCCAGGAGCUACAAGGGAAGAAAGGUGGACAUCCCUGUGAUUAUGAAGAUGCCAGAUGGGUACUGAUUGCUGCAGGGUGUGAAACAAAAGUGGGGUGACCCUGGGUCUGGGUCACUGAUAGGGAGAACCAAGCAGCUGGGUCCUGGGCUCUGGGACUAAAAUGAGGGACGCUGCCAUCAAAGGUUACAUGCUAGCCUCCAAACAGGUUUGACCAGUUUGGUUCUGGUUCCUUGUUUCAUUGGGCCAGCCUGUCCCCAGAAACUGGCCUCCUCCUCUCCUUCCUCCCCUAUAAAGCCUCUGGGGUUCCCAAGCACCCAGACUCAGCCCGCCCCAGCUUUGGGGGCAGGAGACAGCCAUGUUGCUGAACUGGAAGCUACUGGGGGUCCUGGUUCUUUGCCUGUAUGCUGGAGGCAUCUCAGGCAGUGGGGACCACCCCUCUCUCCCACCCACAGAGGCCCAAGAGGAGGAAGGCUCCCCAACAUUUCCUCAGGGUCCUCCAGUCCCUGGGGACCCCUGGCCAGGGGCACCCCCUCUCUUUAAGGAUCCUCCACCUCCAGGCUCCAAUCACCCUUGGAGAGAUCCUGAAGCUGGAGUCUGGCCCCCUGAGCCGCCCAGAACUGAUCCACCUCAACCUCCCCGGCCUGAUGACCCCUGGCCAGCAGGACCCCAGCCCCCAGAAAACCCUUGGCCCCCUGCCCCGGAGGUGGACCACAGAGCUCAGGUGGAGCCAGACCUUGACCCACCCAGGGAAGAGUACAGAUAAGGAGAUGUCCAGAGCUGCCCCUGCUCCCAGGCAUCUCCAGGAGCAGUGCACCCAACCCUGUCUCCAUCCUCUGAUUUCUCUUAAGUUCUACCCAAUUUAGCCCACCUCCCUAAGUCCCUUCCUCAUUCCCUCAACACUCAGAAAGUGUUGUUCUCAAUAUUUUCUGUCACCUCCUGAGACCUAUAUUUGGCCCUCAUAUUUCCCCUCUGUUUUUCUCUGAAAGCCUAAGCAUACCCUUCUACCUCAUGUCCCAUCCUCUGCUGCCACCAACUUCCUCCCCAUGUUCUCUGCCCUACCCGGGACCUCGGGGCAGGGCUGCUAGCGCUGUGCUCCCGGCUGCCACCUGGCGGCCUACUGCUGGGAACUAUCAGUAGACAACGACGGUGCUUCCGUGAAAUGGAAAAAUAAAAACUGUUUUCUUAAUUCUGACUCUCUAGGCUGCUGCUUCUUCACAUAUAGUCUUUUUUUGUUUGUUUGAUUGUUUGGCUGGGGCUGGGUUUGAACCUGCCACCUCCGGUAUAUGGGGCUGGUGCCCUACUCCUUUGAGCCACAGGCGCCGCCCUCUUCACCUAUAGUUAGGUGAGGUUUUUUUGUUUUGUUUUAGAAACAGAGUCUCACUUUAUCGACCUCGGUAGAGUGCGGUCGCGUAACAGCUCACAGCAACCUCCAACUCCCGGGCUUAGACGAUUGUUUUGCCACAGCCUCCCGAGUACAGGCGCCUGCAACACUGCCCGGCUAUUUUGUUGUUGCAGUUUGGCCAGGGUCGGGUUCAAACACGCCACCCUCAGUAUAUGGGGUUGGCGCCCCAUCCACUGAGCCACAGGCACUGCCCUAUAGUUAGGUUUUUAAUAUUCAGUUGCCCUCCUCACAAUCCUAAGCUUACAGAGUAAUUUGAGUUCC
This is a messenger RNA of Nycticebus coucang (slow loris), 2042 nucleotides long. It is a transcript of the gene PSORS1C2, whose product is annotated as psoriasis susceptibility 1 candidate 2. Bases 735 to 1142 code for a protein of 135 amino acids. The record is from RefSeq and is a predicted model, not a curated record. The transcript is spliced from 2 exons. Lineage: Eukaryota; Metazoa; Chordata; Mammalia; Primates; Lorisidae.